Molecule: messenger RNA, 2858 nt
Organism: Scylla paramamosain (green mud crab)
Lineage: Eukaryota; Metazoa; Arthropoda; Malacostraca; Decapoda; Portunidae
Gene: Zw10
Product: centromere/kinetochore protein zw10 homolog
Exons: 16
Coding region: 121-2403 (760 amino acids)
Biological process (GO): mitotic spindle assembly checkpoint signaling; endoplasmic reticulum to Golgi vesicle-mediated transport
Cellular component (GO): RZZ complex
Source: RefSeq, a predicted model, not a curated record
GACAGAUGGACUCGAGACUCAAGAACGAGCCUCGGCCAUUCCAACGGCGCCGUGGCCUGAGAGGCUCCCGCCAAGCAGCGGCCCAAGGACAAGUGGUGAAGUGUCCGUGAAAUUUGGAAAAUGCCUCUCGUCGGGGAUGUGCUGGCCUCCAUCAGAAGAGGUGGGCGAGAGAAGAUGGGGAAGGUGGGGCUGGAGGGGCACAUGGAGGAGAUGGUGAGACAGGCAGAGGAGGCUCACAUCGGGGUGCUGCAGGCAUUGAGGACGCGCUAUGUUGAGCUGUCCUCGGCUGUAUCUGACACAGCCUUCCUUCAGCAACAUGUUGAGGCCACCCUGCACAGCAUCACCGACCUCCACACCUCCAUUGACCAGGAUGUGGUUUCUGCUGUGAAGGGCAGCGUGGGGGAGGUUGGCGGUGUGGUGAGGAGGUGGAAGGAGGUGCAGGGAAGCCUGGAGGCAGCUAACAUGCUCCUGGACAUCCACACCCUCAUGGAGGAUUCAGUGAAGGCAGCAACAGAUCACAGGUUUUUGGAGUCUGCUGAACAUCUGGCUAAGAUUGAGAGUCUAUUGCAAGAGGCAUCAGAGAAGGAGAUUGAAGGAGAGCUGGACAUCAUAAAUGCAUUGCGGGAGGAACUUGUGACAAGGAGAAUGGAGCUCCUUUACUCCAUCAGUGAGGUGUGGCAGGAGACCCUUAUAUGGGAGGAGGAACGGCAGCCUGAUGGAGAACGCUCAGUGUCCCUCUUGGUGCUGCCGAAAGGGAGGAAGACAUCAAACUGGAAUGGACAGCAGCUGCAACAGAUGCUGGGUGCGCUGUACAUGCUGGGAGAGCUGCAUCGGCAGAUCACCACCCUUGGCAGGAAUCUGAUGAAACACUUCUUUGAGCCAAUCAUCCAGCUUGGGGCAGAGGUGAAGGCGGUGGAGCGCAGUGAUGGCUUUGUGGUGACAGUGACUCAUGGUGGGAAGGACAGCCGGGGCACCAGGCAGGCCACUGUGGUGUUGAUGCGGCUGCAGGAGGUGUUCACCAUCCUGAGCAAGGUCCUGCUCUCUGUCGUCAUCAACACCAUCACCUCCAGGGAAACCACACUCAUGCACAUGUUGGGUACUGAGAUUGGCAAUGACUUCAAGGAUAUUUUAAUCAAGGAUUGCAUUGCUGAUGCUAUUCCUUACAGCAGAGCUGAGCUGAGUCAGUUUGACAAAGUGAAAGCUGCUACUGAGGACUUUCAGAAGUUUCUUGUUGAAAAAGGGUUCUUUGAGGAGCAGGACAAGUCCUUGAUGGAGUAUGCGGCCAAUGUGGACGUGGUGUUCAGCAACAAGGCAUGUGCCCACAUCCUGGAACGUGCCAGGACCCUCAUGAAGCAGCCCCUACAUGUCACUGUCUGCAUCACCCCACUGGAGCCUGGUGGCCCACUUGUUGUUCAGGACGUGACGGGACGACAGCUGGACCAGAGCACCAUGCGGCUGGAGAAACUGCUCUCUGCCAAGUCCCUCAAUAUGCCUAAGUGUCAGAUUAGUACAUCCGUGUGUGACUUGGUGGAGCUGAUCUAUGAGACCUUGGAGGAGGCGUGCACCAGCUCCCCAGAAUAUGCUGGCCGACUCUUCUACACAGUGCACAAUAUCCUCACCCUGUACUCCCAUGUGGUGCCCACAGCUCAUGCUCACCAGCUGGCUACCCUCCCCCAGCAGGCAGCAAUCGUCCACAACAACAGCAUGUACUUGGCCCACCAUGCCCUCUUCCUUGGCCACCAGUACCGCCUCCGGCUGCCCCAGGCACUGCGCACCGCCACUAUCACCACCAUCGACCAAGCACAUGAGCUGCGGAAAAUGGCCUCCUCUAUUUUCCUGAAGGCAAUGCAGAAUCACCGCACAGCCCUCAUCACCACACUGCGGGAGUCUGUCUGUCUGGACAGCCUUGGGUGUGAUGCCAGCCAGGCAGAGAAAACUCAGCAGGGCAUGAGGCAGGUCAUUCACCAGCUGCAGCUCCUCCAUCGGGUGUGGCAGAAUGUGCUGCCCUACAGGGUCUACAUUAAGGCCAUCAGCAGGCUGGUGAGCUCAGUGGUUGAGGAGGUGGUAGCAAGGGUGGUGACCCUGGAAGACAUUUCAGCUGAUGCAGCACUGGCCCUCAUUACCACCCUCACCCUCCUGAAGGAAUUUGUUCCUUCACUGUUCAAGGUGGAAGGAGAGGAGGAACCUGGCCCAGGAGAAGCACUGCGGUAUGUCACGCUGUGGGGGAAGUUCAGUGAGCUCAUUGUAGUCCUUGGUGCAAGCUUACAGGACAUCCAGGACCGGUGGGCGCAGGGCAAAGGUCCCCUGGCUCACGAGUUCACCCCUGAUGAGGCCAAACAGUUAGUGCGGGCCCUCUUCCAGAACACUGACCGCCGGGCCAAGGUUCUGGCUCGCAUCAAGUAAAACCCCUCUAGCUACUAGGUCUUGAGUGCUCCCCUUCACCAUCUGUCCUCCUGUACAAUGAUCUGCUUUUUGAUAGAUUUGACAAUACAGAAAGUUUCAUAUGGUGGUGUAAUUUUCAGAACCUUUAUCAACAGAAGUUUGGGGUUUGUUUUCCAUUCCUCACCUGGAGUAGAGAUAGAGGACACUCAGUCUUGCAUGUUUUGAAGCUGUUAACUUCAGUAAUUCAGUUAACACAUUUUGAAUGUCAAUAUUUUAUGGAUUAUUAAUUUUUAUUGUACAGAUAAUAUUUUGUGCCUUUAAUCAAACUGUGAUAAGCAGGAUAGUCAGAAAGAAGACAACAUCUUGAUGUAAUAAAAACCUGUUAAUUGAUGUUAACUUUAUCUAGUGCUUGAAGUGGCAUCAGUAACAAGCCUGUCUCCUGCACAAAAUGGGUUAAGUAAAAAUAUCAAACGUCA